UCCUGUAAUCGCUUACACACGUGUGCUUCCAAACUCUGCUCAGGUUGUCGCUUCUUACGGUCUGUAAAUAACAUAUGUAUUGAUUAUUUGUGGUCACACAGUCAUAUAAUUUUGACAAUAUGUCGACAAGUGAGAAAAUAACACCAAACGAAGGACUGAGCGCCGAAGAGGACGAGUUGCCUCCUCCCAUUGUGACUCGGACUCGUAGCGGGCGCAGAGUACGGACCCCAGCUGUGUAUCUUGACUCUGAAGUACCGAAGACUCCAACACGCCGAACAAGGAAAUCUGUCAUUCAAGAGUUACCGAAUGAGAACGCAGAGAACCAGACGGAACCCGAACCAGAGGUUGUAGUCGUGGAACCAGUUGCCGACGAGACUCGUGCGAAAAAACUUCCAAGCAGUGAGUCCAAAUCAAAUGCAUUGGCAACAGCUGAAGCAUGUCCAAAACUGGUCAAAUCAGACACACCUGUAGGGAAAUCAUUAGGUGCAGUUAUUCCAGCUGUGUCACAUCAUUGCAACGAGAAGGAAAACAAGGUUGGUCCCGUACCAAUGGAGACUGUUCCGCACCGCCCAAAUAAAACGGCCAAAAAGAGGACUCGUUCAGAGUCAAAUGAGAAACUUGACGUGAUACCUUUGGGUAAACCGAAAUCCGGACGGGUAUGGAAGGACCGCAACAAGCAAAGGUUCUCGGCUGUUGUAAGAGAUAAGCAACUGUGCUCCUCCUGGGAGAAGAAGAUGGAGGCCAAGCGAGAGAAGGCGCUGGUGAAGAAAUAUUCCCUGCAACUGAAGGAGGACAAGGCCAGGGAGAAAGAGGAAAAGAGGAAGAGGCAUGAGGAGAAUUUGAAAAGGCGAGCUGAGAACGAGAGGAAGGGGGAGGUUGUGCAAGUGAUCCGGAACACAGCAAAGAUCAAGAGGAUGAAGAAGAAACAGCUGAGGAAGAUUGAGAAGAGGGACACACUUGCUAUGCUGCAGAAAUCACAGCCCAGGAACCCAAAAGCUGCACGGAAAGGUGGCAAAGUGGACAAGUAGAGGGUGUGCACUUGGUUGACUGAUGGGACGUUCAUAUCUACAGCUGUGUUGAGAACUACCCUCUAGGCACUUCAUGUAGAUAUGAGAGAACCAGUCAGAAAAGGGGCUUGCUCUGUCCGCUCCACGCAUCGACACGGUAUUGCAGUUCCUCCAGGAUGAAGGCAUUUGAUCUCUCUCUCAAUAGCCUAGGUGGAAUUUUCAUCAUAUUGCUUAAUCCAAUCCUUUUCAGAUCUACACAGUGCCUAGGGGGUAGGGCCAACAUGGCUAUGCUAGCUGUGUGUGAGGCUGCUGGAACUGGAGAGCAUGAGCAGCAAACCCUUUCAAAACAAAUAACCGUCUGUGGAGCAUAGCAGAUGCAAAAAGUGACAUGGGCUGGAAGAAUUCUUUACUUGAACUCUUACUGUGUUUACUGUCGUAAUGCAAUGUUCCAUUAAACAAAGCAAAUUGUUAUACCAGUGGGUCUCCCAACCUUUUCUUCUGAGUGGUCCACUAGAUCACCAUUGCAAGCUUUUUGCCCACUUUAGUGUGUUGCAUUAAAGGAAUAAUGACACUAUAAAGCAAGUGUGCACUUCUCCAGUCAGGCUUUAUUACAUCACCCUGCGAUGCUGUUAUACUCAGCGCACUGACCAAGAUCCAUAAGAGAAUGAAUGAACUUAAAGAUGGGGAACUACAACAAAUGGGAAGACAGUGAAAGGAAACUCAAAAUGAACUUAAGACAAGUCCAGUAAAUUAGUUGUAGAACACCUGACAAUGAUAUUUUUUUUACAACUGGUGUCUUACAGCAGUGUAACUGGAUCAAACGUAUUCUACAAAGUGAGUGUGUACGGGGCCAGGGAGUAGGAGAAAACAAAGUAAUCAAACAAGUUAGUUGACUUACAAUUAAUGGAGAAACAGUCAUGUUCUAUUUUACAGAAACCAAUGGGAGUUCUCUCUGACCUUAAACACAAUCACCAUACUUAGAUCUAACUAUUCAAUAUUAUUAACACUAAAUUAUUACUUUGAUAUAUAUAUACACAAAUAUUAGCAAUGUUGUUUCGCUUUGUAUUCUGUUUUUUUCCUCGGUCUCAGAAACAUUUUGUAAGUACACUUGAAAAUAAAAUGUGAAUUCUUA
This is a messenger RNA of Salvelinus namaycush (lake trout), 2139 nucleotides long. RefSeq names its product coiled-coil domain-containing protein 86-like. NCBI's taxonomy places the organism in Eukaryota, Metazoa, Chordata, Actinopteri, Salmoniformes, Salmonidae. The record is from RefSeq and is a predicted model, not a curated record. The coding region runs from base 120 to 1028 and encodes 302 amino acids. Gene Ontology annotation, cellular component: nucleolus. The transcript is spliced from 4 exons.